AUGUUUUGGCGUUUUGGGGGAUAUGCGAGUGUCUCCACCAUCGAUACCCUGCUCGAUAAACCCGAUGUCACCCUCGAAGAGCUUUUGGAUGAGCCAGAAAUCAUCCAGGAACUGAAACAGCUUAAUACAAAACUCAUUGAAUAUCUGCGCGAGGAUCAUGUCUUGAAACGGCUUAUGGACUACGUGAUUGCGCCAAGCUUAAUCACUGAUGAUGAAGAGAAUGACGAAGACGAUUCCAACGCACAAGAUGACUCCGACAAAGACAAAGAUGCGGAGGCUUCCGCGGAGCAGACAGAAAUAAACGAGAAAGAGGGUGACCCGUUAAAGGAUAUCCUGGAUCCGGAGGACCUGGAAAAGGUAGAGAAGUCUCGGUUGAAGCAUUCGUACAUUGCGUGCGAGAUUCUUUCCUCGGAGACAUGGUCCAUCCUCGAAUCCAUGAUGGCCAACCCUUCCUACUUGCGCGACUUCUGGGGAUUCCUGCGCCGCUCCCCGCCUCUCGAUUCUUUGCAGGCAAGCUACUUCACCAAAGUCAACGAGACUCUGCUUGAUAAAAAGACCGAGGAGAUGUUAGCGUUUUUAAAGUCCCUCGAUGGAAUUGUUGAGGCACUCUUACAGCACGUCGAUAACCCCAUGGUCAUGGACCUUCUCCUGAAGAUUAUUAGCUUGGAGAAAGCAGAGGGUGGCCAAGGCACCGUCGACUGGCUCAAGUCCCAGAAUCUCAUCCCCACGCUCUUGUCUUACCUGUCACCGGAUCGUCCGGCUUCUGUUCAAACCUCAGCGGGUGACUUCCUGAAAGCCAUCAUUACGAUUUCUGCAAAUGCAAGCCCGAACGAUCAGUCAUGCAUUGGACCCAAUAGCCUCACGCGUCAGCUUGUGUCCGCCGAGUGCGUGCAACAGCUCAUUGAUGCUAUGCUCAGAGGCGGCAACCCAUUAACCGUCGGUGUGGGAAUCGUCAUUGAGGUCAUCCGCAAGAACAACUCUGACUACGAUCCCGAGAACAUUGGCGGACCCGACACGAUGUUGACCACGUACGACCCGAUCUACCUCGGAACACUCUUGCGUCUCUUCGCCAAACACAUCCCUCAGUUCAUGGCUCUCAUUCAAAGCUCCCAGCACACUAUUCAUGACGGAACCAAGCUGAAGACCGUCGAAAGAGGCAAGCUGAGUUCUGCAUGGGGUGGCCAAAUUGAGCCACUUGGGUUUGACCGUUUCAAGACAUGUGAAUUGAUGGCCGAGCUGUUGCACUGCAGUAACAUGGGACUUUUGAAUGAACCGGGCAGCGAUGAGUACGUGAAGCAGAGAGACGAAGAACGCGAGCGGUUGAUUCGAGAGGGUGUUUUUGAUCCUCACCACGACGAGCGCUCGGGUGUUGACUAUAAUGACACCACUGUCGAUUUCACGAACGAAUCAGCCCUGGGAUCUGGAUCUCCAGAAGAUAUCAAAAUCACGGAAGCACCACAUGCCGACGAAGAAGAAGGAUUUGAAGAUGUUGGUGCGUCUGGUGUUCUGGCCGCCGAGCAAACCGGAGCCGAUAAGUCGCCCGGUGCAACUUCGCAGCCGUCACAAACAGUCACCGAGCUUCCUUCAACUUCCACCGCUACGGAGCCAAAGCCUGAAGAUCAGUCAAAUGUCUCUCAGCCUGCGGAGGAAUCUACCACGCCGUCGUCGCCAAGCAUCGGUCUUCCGGACCAGGUCGACAGUAUGAAGCUCGAGAAUGAACCACAAAGCGGGCAGAAGGUCGCCGAAAAGGCAAACCAAGAGCCUGAGACCUCAGCACCUGGAGACGUCCCCGCUCCCCUCUUCACCAAGGAUCCUGCAGCGGAUAACACCACCGAUCCUGUUGACCAGCCAGCACAGGAGCCUGUGGCCGAUGAACAGAGGGAGGAAUCAAUAAUCAUGAACGACGGAGGAGAUGAAGACUCGGCCGAACAAUACAUUCAACUGGACACUGAUGGACAGCCUGUGGUCGGUGAUUACUUGAAAAUUCAGUUCGUCGAAAACAAGGUGGUCCCAACUAUUCUGGGCUUUUUCUUCCGCUUCCCAUGGAAUAACUUCCUUCACAAUGUCGUUUACGAUGUUAUCCAACAAGUAUUCAACGGACCAAUGGAGCGUGGCUACAACCGUGCGCUUGCAGUGAAUGUCUUUGACACGGGCCGUAUCACCACAGCCAUUGUUGAAGGCCAAAAGCGCAGCGACGAAGCCCAAAAGACCAAGCAAAUCCGCCUUGGCUACAUGGGACACCUCACACUGGUUGCUGAGGAAGUUGUCAAGUUCAGCGAACGCCACCCGCCAGAGUUACUUUCCAGAUCAGUCAUGGAAAGUGUAUUGAAUCCUGACUGGAUUGAAUAUGUGGAACAGAUCUUGUCUGAGACCCGAGAAAGAGACAAUGCCAUUCUCGGCGGCGUCCGCCCGGAUAUGUCCGUUGGAUCUCGACAGACAAGCCUGAACAACAACAGCAACAAUAACAGCUCUGCACAGGGCUUCUCGAACUCCAACGCUUUAUCGGACGCAGGCCUGAACGGAGGAAUUGGUGGCUCAACCUUCCAGAGCUUCGACCUCAACCAAGGAAGCGUGUCCGGUGGAGCAUUUGGCGGUGGAGGCACUUCCCUUCUAAGCGACUUUGCCAGCUCAAGUGAUGACGAAGAAGAUGAAGAAAUGGAGGAUCAGAGCGAAAGGGACACUGGCAACACCGAACAAGGCAACUCUGACGAUGUAUCAACAAGUUCAGCAAGUCAGCCGAUUCCAAUUCUGCCACCGCCUCCAGCUCCUCUGAGCCUGGGCCCAUCACGGGCACGGCGACAGUUGGCAGCGCGUCUUGCCGCUCAAAAACAGCAAUCUUCAGAAACCGUAGAGGGUCAGGGUGAAGAUAGAGAGGGAAGCGAAGAUCAAGAGACUGGCUGGCCAACCAACCCGUUCGUGAUUGCAGGCGUCGACGACGAUAACGAAGGCACAAACUCGGCGUUCCCUAACAGUGACUUCGGUUCCAAAACCGUACACUCUCCUACCUUCCCAGAAUCUGGCUUUAGCCCCCCAGAUUCUCUUUCCACCAACUCAUCUGAAGAUGAAAAUGACGGCCGCCCGGAGUCCGUCCGUCGCCAGGUCCGUGUUCCUCUCGAGGUCGAAGAUGAAGAUGACGACGAGAUGGGUGAAAUGGUGGGACCGAGCAGCAUGGGCAUGAUGGACUCGGACGACGAAGAUGAAGCCAUCAUCAAUGAAUCCCUGGGUUACUCUAACCUUUCGGGUCCCGGUCGGUACAACAACUUCCGCCGAGCCCGAGCUGUCAGCUCUCACUACGAGGAUGAGCAGAAUGACAGCAGCGAUGGAGAAGAUGAUGGCUUAGUCGAAAUCCUGGUCCCUGGUCAGUCACCUAUAUUCAACAAGGGCUUGUCACAUGAAAUCAGUCAAUAUGGCAGCUGCCUCCGAGUAGGUGCCUUUACCAGCACUACGUCAUAUUUUUCGAAGUACAAGACAUCUAAUUCCGACGACAGAUCCGUUGAUCCAACAUUAAAGGCUCACACCGAGCUAGUGAGCUGGUUCAUUCAGCAUGGCGGCACAAUCGAUAAGGCCGUACGCAUCACACAAGAUGACUUGCGAGGCGUGCACAUGCACGUGAAAGCAGACUUGCCGGACUCCAUCCCCAGAGAAACGCGGGUCAUCAACACCCCAAUUAGCGUUUCAAUGUCCUGGUACAAUGCCAUUGGAUACGAGUGCUCCAAGGGCUCGUUUUCCAAACACGGUGUCGACUUCCCGCGCCAAUGGAUAGAUGAGAUCGGACCCGAGGAGACAUUUGCUUUCUUCCUUAUGGGCCAGUAUCUGCGCGGAUCAGAGAGUUUCUGGUACCCGUAUCUGCGCACCUUGCCUCAACCGGGUCAAUUGACUACACCACUUUUCUUUGGCGAAGAGGAUGUGGAUUGGAUCCAGGGGACGGGUAUCCCCGAGGCAUCGGUGGAGAGAAUUAAGGUCUGGGACCAGAAGUAUGAUGAUGCUAUUACCAAGCUGGAGGAAUUUGGUUUCCUUGACUGUGGGGAAUUUACAUGGGAACUGUACAUGUGGGCUGCGACUAUCAUUACAUCGCGAGCAUUCUCGCCAAAGGUACUUUCCGGGGCUGUGGAGGCUGACGAUCUGUGGGAAGAUCGUGUUUCAGCCCUGCUUCCUCUCAUAGAUUUGCCAAACCACCGGCCAAUGGCAAAGGUCGAGUGGCGAGCGGGCGAGGAAGAUAUUGGUCUUCUUGUGCUUGAGGAGCUCUCCCCAGGCCAUGAGAUCUCGAAUAACUACGGUCCUCGCAAUAACGAGCAACUGUUGGUCAACUAUGGGUUCUGCCUUACCAACAAUCCCACCGACUACCGCAUCGUCCAUUUGGGCGUGAAGGCGGAUAGCCCACUUGGACAAGCUAAGGCCCGUCAGCUGGAGCUGUUCCCCGAAGUGGCCAAGAAUGUCGAGGAUCACUAUUACAUCUUCAAUCCGUUCUAUCCUCUUUUGGCCCCCGAGACCUCAAUGGAACACUCAAUCUUCUCACCGGCAUUGUUCAACGCAUUGACAGUGAUGGAGUCAAACGCCCGUGAGCGUGAUAUGCUCGAGAUCACCGACACGGGAAUUCAGAUCACACCCGCAUAUGGCAAUGGUCAUAGUAUCUAUGCUGCACUGGCACAGAUCAGCUUCGAGAUGAUUGCUCACGCCUAUAACCUCAAAGCCAGUGCACAGGAUCUGGCACCGCAACCGACAACUCUGAAUCAGACACACGCACAAAUCUACCGUAACGGUCAAAUCUCAUUAGAUUAUGCAGCCUUGAUCGUCGCAACUUGGACCAUCACCCGUGGCCGGGAACACAAGCGCGGCGAAACCUGGGAAGAUAACAAGGUCAUGUUGUCUGAGCUUAUGGCACGAGUUCCUGCCGGUCUGCUCUCGGACGAGGUUCUCUCCAGGACUCGCGUGCGUAUCCUAGAGCGUCCGUCCCUUAUAGCCAAGAAUGGUGAGCUAUUCAGGUUGGGCGAAUUAUUUAAUUUGCUACCGGUUGAGAUGCAAGAGCCGGCUCAAACGUGCUUCCAGCAUAUUCUGGGUAUAGCAAGUCAGGAGGUCCCACCCGUGGCCAGUGACCCGCAGACUCUGUUUGCAACGGUGAUCUGCUUGCUGGCUGCAACUUAUAACUCGCCCCAGGCACGUUCCAAGCUCCCACCUCGCCUGACCAAAUGGGUGUCAUUUUUGCUUGAAAAAUACUCGCUUUCUGCUGUUUGCUCGGAAGAAGCCAGUCAGCCACUUCGCAUGUUCCAGGAAUAUGCCGAUGCCGAGAAGCCGGGAGCAUUGGCAUCUGGUGACGGUGUUGACUGGCUUGCUGAGGGCAGUGGGUGGUUGGAGCCCAAUUGGCUUCAAUGGGCGUGGACCGUGGCAGGGACAGAAAUGGUGAUGAUUCCUCUGCAGUCUUUGGAGAUUCUCAAUAUGGAGGGAGAGCCUUCUAUGCUGAAGCAAGCUUGCCUUUAUGUGCCACAGGAGUAG
This is a messenger RNA of Penicillium salamii, 5490 nucleotides long. The record is from the annotation of a GenBank genome assembly. Lineage: Eukaryota; Fungi; Ascomycota; Eurotiomycetes; Eurotiales; Aspergillaceae.